Messenger RNA from Talaromyces proteolyticus, 1465 nucleotides. Its product is annotated as putative thioredoxin. The coding region runs from base 321 to 1154 and encodes 277 amino acids. The transcript is spliced from 2 exons. Gene Ontology annotation, molecular function: 2 iron, 2 sulfur cluster binding. Lineage: Eukaryota; Fungi; Ascomycota; Eurotiomycetes; Eurotiales; Trichocomaceae. The record is from RefSeq and is a predicted model, not a curated record.
CUAUGAGUAAUCACAAAAAUCGAUGUCUUCCAGUUCAUUAAUAAUCAAUUUGCGCCAGUACAUAUGCAUGGUCUCGAUGGCGUCACCGUCGUAAGAAAUCUUUUCCGGCUGCCGACCGCUUUCUAUCUAGAAAUCAAUCAUUGACCCCAUCGAGCUGUUUAAGGAGUCCUCGCUUUCGACUUUGUACUCUCCUUCAUCUCUUUUCAGCCAGCUUCUCUGAAGCCCCCUCUAUCGGACUACAAUACGGUGUUCCCUUUCUCACAUAUCCCGUCGUCUUCCCCCGCGAACAACCAACAAUCGCAUCCAAAACGGCAACCAAGAUGUCGACCCUUCAAGAGAUCACAUCCGACUCCGAAUUCAGCACUCAUGUCACCUCGCUCAGCCCUUCAGCUCUUCUAGUGCUCUACUUCCACACCCCGUGGGCUGCACCGUGUACGCAAAUGCGUACCAUCCUCAGCACCCUUGCUGCAGGUUAUCCAGUCACAUCCCCGCCCACAACGUCCUUUGUCAGUGUCAAUGCCGAGGAGCUGCCUGAUAUCUCGGAGCAAUACGAUGUUACCGCAGUCCCAUUUGUCGUGUUAAUCAGAAAUAAUCAAGUGCUCGAGUCUAUCAGCGGAAGCGAUGCCGUCAAGGUUCGCGAUGCGAUCGAGAGGCAUGCUGGCCAGCCAUCAUCCUCCGGCGCUGCUCCAGCUGGGUCAAAAUCGACCAUUCCUCCGGUAUUGAAUGCCACGCCACGUGAGUCGGGUACAUCGGGCGCCGCAACAGAAAAUCCAGUCGGCUCGUUAGGCACGCCAGCGGCUCCAGUGGCUCCCCCGCAAGAAACAAAAGAAGCGCUCUUUGCACGUCUCGCCGAGCUCGUCAAGGCUGCACCCGUUAUGCUUUUUAUGAAAGGCACGCCAAGCUCGCCACAAUGCGGCUUUAGUCGUCAGCUUGUCGGUAUUCUGCGUGAAAACGGUGUUAAAUACGGAUUCUUCAAUAUUUUAGCAGAUGAGGAUGUGCGCCAGGGCCUAAAGGAGUUCGCAGACUGGCCAACCUUUCCUCAGCUAUGGGUUCAGGGCGAACUUGUUGGUGGAUUGGAUAUUGUCAAGGAGGAAAUAAACACUGAUCCUGACUUCUUGAAGGCUUAUGCAGUUCAACUACCUUCAGCAGCAUGAACAGAUUUAAAUAAAGUAAAAAAAGAAAAUAUGCCGCAAAACAAAAUACCCAAUUGCUUCAACAAGAUCUCUUCAGUUGACAACAGUCGUGCUUCUAACAUAUUUACAAGAUUCUCAAGUUGAUUCAUUAUCCUUCAUAUGUGUAGACUUAAAUUUGGCACGCCAAUCUUUUUGAGGUUUUUUCUAUUCCACCCUUAUCACGACAAGAUACUAGAAUCAAGCAAGAAUAUCAAACAUUUUGAAUGAGUCUUUGAUUCUUUAUAUAGGAAGGAUUUAUAUCAUUUAUAAUUCAUUCUCGUCUAGGUUUAAUA